This is a messenger RNA of Solanum dulcamara, 1639 nucleotides long. Its product is annotated as aluminum-activated malate transporter 2-like. Gene Ontology annotation, biological process: malate transport. Gene Ontology annotation, cellular component: plant-type vacuole membrane. Lineage: Eukaryota; Viridiplantae; Streptophyta; Magnoliopsida; Solanales; Solanaceae. The transcript is spliced from 6 exons. The record is from RefSeq and is a predicted model, not a curated record. The coding region runs from base 41 to 1423 and encodes 460 amino acids.
AUUUUACAAAUUUUGGUCCAAUAUAUAUAUUUUUUUAACUAUGGAGAUUGCUUCUAUGAACAAUGAUGAGAAGCCUAGUAAUUUUUUCACUAAUGGAUUAUUGUGGUUCAAGUCUUUGUAUGAAAAAUUAUUUGCUAAGGCUGUUGGAAUUGCUAAGCAAUUCAAGAAAGUUGGCAAAGAUGAUCCAAGAAGAGUGAUUCACUCAUUUAAAGUUGGGUUGUCACUCACUUUAGUUUCAUUGUUUUACUAUUUCCAACCCCUUUACAAUGGUUUUGGUGUUUCAACAAUGUGGGCUAUCAUGACUGUAGUUGUCGUUUUCGAGUUUUCUGUUGGUGCAACACUUGGAAAAGGAUUAAAUAGGGGAAUGGCAACCUUGCUAGCUGGUGUACUAGGGGUUGGUGCACAUUAUUUGGCUAGUGCAACUGGUAAAGUUGUGGAGCCAAUACUUCUUGGUCUAUUUGUCUUUCUACAAGCAUUUGCAUCAACUUUCAUAAGAUUCUUUCCUCAAGUAAAGGCCAGAUAUGAUUAUGGGAUGUUAAUUUUCAUAUUGACAUUUUGUUUGGUAUCAAUAUCUGGUUUUAGAGUGGAUGAAAUAGUGGACAUGGCACAUAAAAGAUUCUCCACAAUACUCAUUGGUGCUUCUAUUUGUGUUAUUGUUUCUAUAUUUGUGUGCCCUGUGUGGGCUGGUGAAGAUCUUCACAAAUUAGUGGCACUAAAUAUGGACAAGCUUGGCAAGUUCUUAGAAGGAUUUGGAGAUGAGAUUUUUAAAUCAUCAGAGGAUGUUAUAGAAUCAAAGGUUGCUAAAACAUCCUUGAUAGAGUAUAAAAGUGUUCUCAAUUCAAAGAAUACUGAAGAAACUUUGGCUAAUUUUGCAAGAUGGGAGCCAGGACAUGGACAAUUUAAGUAUAGACAUCCAUGGAAACAAUACUUAAAAAUUGGAGGUCUCAUUAGGCAAUGUGCAUGCAGGAUUGAUGCACUCAAUGGCUAUAUCAACUCUGAAAUUAAAGCACCAGAAGAGAUCAAGGAAGUGAUCAAAGAAACAUCAAUGAAAAUGAGCAUAGAAUGUGGGAAAGCACUAAAAGAAUUAUCAAAAGCUGUGAGGAAAAUGAAUUUGCCAAUUUUAGCUGAUGAACAUAUCACAAAUGCAAAAAAUUCAGCCAAGAAUUUAAAUUCACUUCUCAAAUCUGGAAUUAAUAAUUGGGAAGAAAUUAAUUUACUACAAGUGAUUCCAGUGGCUGCAAUUGCAUCAAUUUUAACAGAUAUUGUCAGUUGUGUUGAAGAAAUUGGACAAGGGGUUAAUGAACUUGCUUCAUUAGCUCAUUUUAAAAGCACCAAAAGUACUAAAGAAAUAAUUAAUACAAAUAAGGUGGCGGUGGAUAAAAUAGAAUUAUCAAAUAAUCAUGUUGUUAUCACUAUUAAAUGAGCAAAGUAUGAAAUUGUGAUGUGUUUGAUUUAUUGGUUAAUGAAUAUGUUUACAUAAUGUACUAUUACCAUUUAUUUGUUUCUUUGGGGAAAAAAAAAGAAAGAAGGUUUGGAUGUGUGAUAAAAUUGAGGUUCAUAAUUUGUGUGAUAUAAAGUGAGAGGGUUCAAAAAUUCUUGUAUUAUAAUAAAAAAUAAAAUAUAUAGUUUUCUUCUCUAA